CGCCGAAACGUCUGUCAUUAUAGCGAGUGUCGCAAUGGUGGCGACGGUGAGACAUUGAAUGACUUUGGCUCCAUCCUGAAAAUAGCCGGUGAUUGUUUUUUUUUGCGGAUAAAACUGAAGGCAUGGAGGCGCUUAUUCCUGUUAUAAACAAGCUCCAGGAUGUGUUCAACACAGUUGGGGCGGAUAUUAUCCAACUCCCGCAGAUUGCUGUGGUGGGGACGCAGAGCAGUGGAAAGAGUUCUGUCCUAGAGAGCCUAGUGGGCAGAGACCUGCUCCCCCGUGGGACUGGCAUUGUCACCAGGCGACCUCUCAUCCUCCAGCUGGUCCACGUCGAACCUGGAGAUGCCCGUAAAAAUGAGGACAGCGGCAGAGAAGGCGAAGAGUGGGGGAAGUUUCUGCACACCAAAAAUAAGAUCUACACAGAUUUUGAUGAAAUUAGGCAAGAAAUAGAAGCAGAAACAGAGCGAGUGUCAGGGAAUAAUAAGGGCAUCAGUGACGAGCCCAUUCAUCUGAAGAUAUUCUCUCCUCACGUUGUCAACCUCACCCUAGUGGACCUGCCGGGUAUCACCAAGGUGCCUGUGGGCGAUCAGCCUAAAGACAUCGAGAUCCAGAUCAGAGAUCUCAUCCUGAAGCACAUCUCCAACCCAAACUGCAUCAUUUUAGCCGUCACCGCCGCCAACACCGACAUGGCCACGUCAGAGGCCCUCAAGGUAGCCCGGGAAGUCGACCCUGAUGGAAGGAGGACGCUAGCAGUGGUGACCAAACUAGACCUGAUGGACGCUGGCACUGAUGCGAUGGAUGUGCUGAUGGGCCGAGUCAUUCCUGUCAAACUGGGACUCAUAGGAGUGGUCAACAGGAGCCAGUUAGACAUCAACAAUAAGAAGUCAGUCGCUGACGCUAUCCGGGAUGAACAUGCUUUCCUGCAGAAGAAAUAUCCCUCUCUGGCUAACAGGAACGGGACCAAAUACCUGGCCAGGACCCUCAACAGGCUACUGAUGCAUCACAUCCGCGACUGUCUGCCGGAGCUCAAGACACGGAUCAAUGUCCUGGCCGCUCAGUACCAGUCCCUGCUCAGCAGCUACGGCGAACCCGUGGAGGAUCAAAGCGCCACCUUGCUCCAGCUCAUCACCAAGUUUGCCACAGAGUACUGCAACACCAUUGAGGGCACGGCCAAAUACAUCGAGACGGCAGAGUUGUGUGGGGGAGCCCGAAUAUGUUACAUAUUCCAUGAGACCUUUGGUAGAACGUUGGAGUGUGUGGACCCUCUGGGAGGCCUCAGCACCAUAGACAUCCUAACAGCCAUAAGGAAUGCAACCGGCCCUCGCCCGUCUCUCUUUGUGCCCGAGGUUUCCUUCGAACUCCUCGUGAAGAAGCAGGUGAAGCGCCUGGAGGAGCCCAGUCUGCGCUGCGUGGAGCUGGUGCACGAGGAGAUGCAGCGGAUCAUCCAGCACUGCAGCAACUACAGCACGCAGGAGCUGCAGAGGUUCCCGAAACUCCACGAGGCCAUCGUGGAAGUGGUCACCUCCCUCCUGAGAAAGAGACUGCCCAUCACCAAUGAGAUGGUCCACAACUUGGUUGCAAUAGAGCUGGCCUACAUUAACACAAAACACCCAGACUUUGCAGACGCCUGCGGGGUCAUGAACAACAACAUUGAGGAGCAAAGAAGAAACAGGAUGAGAGAGUUGCCCACUGCGGUGCCCAGAGAGAAGUCUCUUGGCAAAGGCCCGGCUGGCGAGCCCCCUGCAUCUGGAGCAGACACAGACGGUGCCAAGGCGCCAGCAGCAGGGCCUCAAGGCGAUCAGGAAGGCACGGGCACCUGGAGGGGGAUGCUCAAGAAAGGAGAGGAAGGCCCAGGCUCGGGGCCCGGAAGCCCCCUUAAAGGAGCCGUCAACCUGCUGGAUGUGCCGGUGCCGGUUGCCAGGAAGCUGUCGUCACGUGAGCAGCGGGACUGUGAGGUCAUCGAACGCCUCAUCAAGUCUUACUUCCUCAUUGUGCGCAAGAACAUCCAGGACAGUGUGCCCAAGGCGGUGAUGCACUUCCUGGUCAACCACGUGAAGGACAGUCUCCAGAGUGAGCUGGUGGGGCAGCUCUAUAAAUCGGGCCUCCUUAACGACCUGCUGACCGAGUCGGAGGACAUGGCCCAGCGCCGCAAGGAGGCGGCCGACAUGCUCCAGGCGCUACAGAGAGCGAGCCAGGUGAUCGCGGAGAUCAGAGAGACGCACCUGUGGUGAACUCUUCACAUGAAAGUACCUUCCAGAUGAAAAUCGAAUUGUCAACGUCAACGGACAUAUUUAACAUGCGAUAAGGAACAAAUACUCUCCUCCAUUUAGGGGUAGAAGUCAUAUGGACAAACAUGGCCGCUUCUUGUGUGUCGCUCCAUUGUCCACACUGUAAAUGUUUAUGUACUUUGCGUGCAUGCUAGCGGUUUGCGUGAAUGUUUGUUUACAAGCGGCGAGUGCGAAAUUUAGGAUGCUUUGCCUUGUGCUCACGGGGACAGGUCUUGUUAACUGCUGCACUUAACAUUUGGUACUGCCACCAAUGUGACCACGCCCACACACAAGUAUUGGCCCCGCCUCCGUCGCCUGAUUGGUGCUGAGCUGAGACUUCAAGACGUUUGACAGACUGAGAGCUGAUGUUGACCGCCCAUACGAACCAGUUGUACUGUACAUGUUUGUUUUAGCAUAUAUUUAAAAACCAAUCAUGUUAAGUUAAGCUAUACAAUACAUUCUCAUGCAACGGCAAA
Molecule: messenger RNA, 2743 nt
Organism: Doryrhamphus excisus (bluestripe pipefish)
Lineage: Eukaryota; Metazoa; Chordata; Actinopteri; Syngnathiformes; Syngnathidae
Product: dynamin-1-like protein
Biological process (GO): mitochondrial fragmentation involved in apoptotic process; peroxisome fission; mitochondrial fission
Cellular component (GO): microtubule; cytoplasm; mitochondrion
Molecular function (GO): GTP binding; microtubule binding; GTPase activity
Source: RefSeq, a predicted model, not a curated record